Molecule: messenger RNA, 831 nt
Organism: Polypterus senegalus (gray bichir)
Lineage: Eukaryota; Metazoa; Chordata; Cladistia; Polypteriformes; Polypteridae
Gene: rsph9
Product: radial spoke head component 9
Exons: 5
Coding region: 1-831 (276 amino acids)
Biological process (GO): motile cilium assembly; axoneme assembly; cilium movement involved in cell motility
Cellular component (GO): axoneme
Source: RefSeq, a predicted model, not a curated record
AUGGAGUCAAACAUCAUUCAUUUGUCCUUAGACCUUUCUUCAUUCAGUGGAAUUAUUCUUAGUCCAGAACAAAAAGCUGCCCUGCAGAAAUCAAUGGUGAUUUUGAAGAGAGAUUAUAAAUUUAACCGGAUUUUAUUUUGGGGCAGAAUACUAGGAACUAAAGCAGAUUAUUUUAUAGUGAAAGGGCUUGGAAGUGAUGAACUGAAAAGCAAGGCUUUUUUAUACAGUUUUAACUGCCUCGACUGGUUUCUGCUUCCUCAAGCAACGAGAGAGAUUAUAACCUCCUCAUAUGCGAUUAAAGGGAGAUUUAUAGGAGAUCCUUCUUAUGUGUAUAUUUAUGUAGAAACUGAAAUUGUGGGUGAAGGAGAAGAUGCACAAGAAGAGGAGCUCACAGUACAAGUUACAGAAGAAUACAGGCUUGUGGCUGUCACAGCUCAAAUAGAAACUGAAGCAGCUGUGGUACCACGGGGUGCAUAUAUAAAGAAUGCUUAUGGUCAAGUAAACACAAAUAGAAGGUUUGAAGGGUUGUCAAUGACUGAAGCCAAGAAGCUAAAUUCAUAUUUUCAUUUUGCUGAGCCUGUUCAUCUCAAAAAGAAAACACUCUUAGAAAAAGCUGACCUGGAACCAUCAAUUGACUUUCUGGAUUCACUUGAAGAUGAUCUGCCAAGUGGAUCAUGGAGUUUGCAGUUUGAGAAAGGGAACAGUGUGGUAGUACUCCGCAGUUUGCUUUGGCUUGGUCUUACAUUUUAUCACAUCCCCCUGACUUCCCAUCAUGGCUACACUUAUAUAGGUACAGGGCAAAAGAACAUAGACUUCCCUUUUAUGUUAUAA